Messenger RNA from Rhea pennata, 981 nucleotides. RefSeq names its product G protein-coupled receptor 82 (gene GPR82). The record is from RefSeq and is a predicted model, not a curated record. NCBI's taxonomy places the organism in Eukaryota, Metazoa, Chordata, Aves, Rheiformes, Rheidae. The transcript has a single exon. Gene Ontology annotation, molecular function: G protein-coupled receptor activity. Gene Ontology annotation, biological process: G protein-coupled receptor signaling pathway. Bases 1 to 981 code for a protein of 326 amino acids. Gene Ontology annotation, cellular component: membrane.
AUGAAAAAUUCAACUUGUCUUCAGCCAUCGUUAGCUACUACUGUAGCUCUACCAGUCAUCUACUCUUUCCUAUUUACUACUGGCAGUUUUGGAAAUAUUCUUUCUGCCUGGAUAUUUUCAAGGCAAAUACCUACAAAAAGAACACAAUACAUUUACCUGGCAAAUCUUGUUGCUGCAAAUUUACUCAUAUGUAGUACUAUGCCUUUUCUGGCUGCCUACUUUGCAAGUGGGUCUCAAUGGACAUACGAUUCCGCAGCAUGUAGAAUAGCAAAUCACCUUGGAACUCUCCUUAUGCACAUCAGUAUGUAUGUAACCAUUACAAUUUUAUGUUCGAUGGCUCUAAGUCAGUAUGCAACACUGAAGAAAAGCAAUGACCUCACACAAUACUCUCAAACAGUUAAUGAAAGCUUUUACAGAUGUGUGCUUGAAAAGUUUCGUCAGCCAAAAUUUGCUAAACACUUGUGUAUCACUAUAUGGCUUAUCGUGGUGUGCAUAACUGCAAUAGCUGUAACAUACGAUGCCAAGGCAAAGCCUGUGCAAGAAUUUCACAAAUGCUACAAUAUCAAGGUAGAAUCUGGUGAAUAUACCACAAAGAUUGCGGUUUCUGUUGCUACUGCAUGUUUUUUUGUAUCUUUUAUAACAGUAGUGCUGUCAUACUAUUCGCUUACCAGACAUCUGAGUAAAAUACAAAAAAACACCUGCAUUGGAAAGAAACAUCUGAUUUACAGAACAGUCAAAAGAAACAUUCUUGUAAUUCAGAUAAUAUUAACUGUCUGCUUUCUUCCGUAUCACAUUUUUAGGCCACUUUUUUAUGUUCUGCUUACAAAUAAAGACUGCCAAAGGUUAAACUAUCUAGUGGAAAUUAAAAAUUUCCUUACUUGUCUUGCUGCUGCUAAGAGUAGCUUAGAUCCACUUAUAACCCUUCUUCUAGACAAAACAUUUAAAAAAAGUCUGUAUGGCCUGUUUAGAAAAUCCACAUAA